AUGACGCUGCAGGAGUUUUCGGACCUCGAACAACGAGUCUUUGCGCGCGCCUCGGCGCGCGCGGCUCAGCCGGCGCCGCUUUCGAGUUUGGGCCAUUACAAAAUGGCCUGGGGCAAACCGCCUCCGCAGCCGGCGGCCGCCGUCGUGCCGAGCAUGAGCUUAUCCGACCUGCUGUCGGACGAGUGGGUGCUUCAGUGGGUGGGCGGGCUGUUCGUGCUGCAGUUUGGCUGGAUGGCCCUCCUCUACGUCGUCCCGUCGCCCAUGUCGUCCGAUGUCGGCAUGGCGGCUCACCAGCUGACGGCGGCGGUGCCGUUUGCGUACGCCGCCUACCACGGCACGCGGCUGUGGUACUUUGACGAGCAGCACGCGGCGCUGGGCGCCGACGCGCGCGGCCGCCUCUACGCCGCCUCCGAGGACGCCUUCUCCCUCGCUCGCUUCAUGUUUGGGAUGCAGGUCUUCGACCUGUUGGUCACCCUGAUCGUACCGUCGCUGCGCAAGGCGGAGCACUUGGUUCACCACGGGAUGACCCUCCUCACCGCGCUGUGUGGCCUCUCGGGCCCGUUUCUCAUGUACCAGGCCGCAUUCUUCUUCGGCUUCGUCGAGGUCUCGUCGCUGCCGCUCGUGUUUGUUGACCUCUUCCGCCAGUUCCCGCGGCUGCACGAGGGGUCGCCCGCAGGCCAUUCGGUCAACGAGAUGGUGCGGGUCGCCUUCGCCCUCUCGUUCCUCCUGAUUCGGUGCGUCCUCUGGCCGCUGGCGGUGCUGCAGCUGCUGCGUGACCUGUACGCGGUGUGGGCGGCGGGCGAACUGGAGGGGCAGCUGCAGAUGGCUACCUUCUGCGUCACCUGCUCGGUGCUAACCUUCCUGCAGCUGUACUGGGGCGGCAAGAUCGUGCGCGCUCUGCUGAAGAUGCUCGCAGGCGACAGCAGCGGCCGCGAGAAGGAAGCGUAG
Messenger RNA from Emiliania huxleyi CCMP1516, 948 nucleotides. RefSeq lists its product as hypothetical. Bases 1 to 948 code for a protein of 315 amino acids. NCBI's taxonomy places the organism in Eukaryota, Haptophyta, Isochrysidales, Noelaerhabdaceae. Gene Ontology annotation, biological process: plasma membrane organization; membrane assembly; phospholipid homeostasis. The transcript has 10 exons. Gene Ontology annotation, cellular component: plasma membrane. The record is from RefSeq and is a predicted model, not a curated record.